CAUAAACGACGUCGUCGACCUUCGACCACUUCAACUUCGAACUUUCACACUUCGACUACUUCCUGUUCGUUAACGGCAUGUUCUGCGUUGAGCGGAACGAAGACGAAAUUAUAUUGUGGUCCACUUAUUAAUCUACAAACAUGGCUCGAAAUGCAGAGAAGGCCAUGACGGCCUUGGCCAGAUUUCGACAAGCCCAGCUGGAGGAGGGCAAAGUCAAGGAAAGGAGACCAUUUCUUGCAUCUGAGUGCAGUGAGUUGCCAAAAGCAGAGAAGUGGAGGCGACAGAUCAUCAGUGAGAUUUCCAAGAAGGUCGCACAAAUUCAAAAUGCUGGUUUGGGUGAAUUUAAGAUCCGAGAUUUGAAUGACGAAAUCAACAAGUUGCUUCGAGAGAAGGGACACUGGGAGGUUCGAAUCAAGGAGCUGGGUGGACCUGACUAUGGGAGGGUUGGACCAAAAAUGUUGGACCAUGAGGGGAAAGAGGUGCCAGGGAACCGAGGGUAUAAAUAUUUUGGCGCCGCGAAGGACCUGCCCGGAGUGAGAGAGCUAUUUGAGAAAGAGCCAAUCCCUCCUCCAAGAAAGACUCGGGCUGAGCUCAUGAAGGACAUUGAUGCAGAGUACUACGGCUACAGAGAUGAGGACGAUGGUGUCCUGGUACCUCUGGAGCAGGAAUAUGAGAAACACGUCAUAGCAGAGGCUGUGGAGAAAUGGAAAGCUGAGAGAGAGGCACGGCUAGCCGGUGAUGGAGGAGGAGAGAAAGAGGAGGAAGAGGAGGAGGAAUACAUCUAUGCUGUCCAGGAUGAAGAGCAGUCUGAUGAAGAGAUGAGGGAUGCCACAGAGGGAGGGGAAGGAGCCCAGACAUUCAUCGCCCACGUCCCUGUGCCGUCACAGAAAGAGAUCGAAGAAGCCUUGGUCAGAAGGAAGAAGAUGGAGCUGUUGCAGAAAUACGCCAGCGAAACUCUAAUGGCACAGAGUGAAGAAGCCAAAACACUGCUCGGGUUGUAGCUGAAGCAGGCUGCUGCUCGGGGUGUAAACAAGUGUUCUCUGGAAAAGCAUCCUCCCAAGGAAUGAAGUGACAUACAUAUGCUUUUUCUGCAAGUGAACCAAAAUGAGAUUGUGACUUCUUUUGGUUCCAAGUCAUGUCCUUCCUCAUUAGAAUUCAUCAUCUCAUUAUACCACGGAGGUGAUAUGUCUGUACAUACCUGGUCUUUGUAAUAUUUUUUAUUCAAAUUUUGACAGUAAACUAUUUUCUAAAAAAGUGUUCUUUUCAUUUGUCUAAUUAAAUGCCUAUGUUGGCUGUUCUUG
Molecule: messenger RNA, 1301 nt
Organism: Anguilla rostrata (American eel)
Lineage: Eukaryota; Metazoa; Chordata; Actinopteri; Anguilliformes; Anguillidae
Gene: isy1
Product: ISY1 splicing factor homolog
Exons: 11
Coding region: 141-1001 (286 amino acids)
Biological process (GO): generation of catalytic spliceosome for second transesterification step; mRNA 3'-splice site recognition
Cellular component (GO): Prp19 complex; catalytic step 2 spliceosome; post-spliceosomal complex
Source: RefSeq, a predicted model, not a curated record